GCCAGACGACUCCUUGCAAUCAAUCACUCGAGUCAACUUUGGCUUCGCCUUCUUCGCCAUGGACAUGGAGCCCAAACCCUCGCCGCCCGACGCCACCCCGCCCAAGCGCAAGGCGAAGAAGGAGGCAUCCGCGCUUGCCUCGGCGUCCCCGCCGCCGAAGCGGCAGGCCCGGGACCGCAACCCUGUCGUCGACCUCCCGCCACCGCUCAGCCGGCCGCCCACCCGCAAGUCGCGCCGCAAGCCCGCGCGCGAGAAAGCGCCGCGGCGCUCCGUGAAGCCGCCUCCUCCUCCUGAUUGCGCUGCGGCGGCGCCGGCGCGGCCAUCGGGGGAGCAGGAGAUCGAGGCCGUCCUGUCCCGCGGCGCCGGCGUCCACGUCGUCCCCACCUUCGCCGGAUGGUUUUCGUGGAAGGAGAUUCACCCAAUUGAGAAACAAACAUUGGCUACAUUUUUUGAUGGAAAAUCAGAGAGGCGGACACCCAAUAUAUACUUGGGAAUUAGAAAUUUUAUCAUGAAUAAAUUUCACUUUAAUCCUCAAAUGCAUUUGGAGUCCAAUGAUUUGUCUGAGUUGUCAAUUGGCGAGAUGGAUGCUCGCGUUGAAGUCUUGGAGUUCUUGGCCCACUGGGGCUUGGUCAAUUUCCACCCUUUUCCACCAGUUGGACAGGAAUGCAAGCUGGUUGAGAGCAAAAGCAAUGUUGAUACAGAGGAGAAAACUUCUCUGGUUGAGAAGUUAUUUCAGUUUGAAACAGUUCAGUCAUAUCUGGUACCUGUUCCCAAUAAAGUAGAUGCCGUAUCUCCAGCUCAGGUUGCUAGCUUGCUUUUUGAGCCUACCCUAGUUGAAGAUGCGAUCACUGCAGCUGAGUCUUCUGUUGAGUAUCAUUGCAACUCCUGCUCAAUUGAUUGCUCAAGAAAGCGCUACCAUUGCAGAACUCAGGCAGACUUUGAUUUGUGUUCUGAUUGCUACAAUGAAGGGAAGUUUGAUGAAGGCAUGUCACAAGCUGAUUUCAUCCUUAUGGAAUCUGCGAAAGUUCCAGGCUCUGGUGGUACUAGCUGGACUGACCAGGAGACAUUGCUUCUUUUGGAAGCAUUAGAAAUUUUUAAAGCAAAUAAAUGGGAUGACAUUGCUGAGCAUGUUGCAACAAAAACCAAAGCACAGUGCAUGCUAUACUUCCUCCAAAUGCCAAUUCUGGACUGCUUUCUAGAUGGUGGAGAUUUCAAUCUAACAUCUGAGAAGAUCACAGAACAGGCUUCAGCAGAAAAGGGCACUUUUGAUGUACCUGAGAAAAUGGUAGUAGAAGACAAUGCAGGAGGAAAAGAAAACACUGAUGAAAAAACUUCCAAGACAACAAAUGCUGAUUCUACAGAAACAGGAACAAAAUUAUCCGAUAAAAAUGUUUCUGCAAAAAAAGAUACCAAGAAUUCAGAUGCUAAUGAUCUAGUUGCAUCUUGCAUUGUUGAUAAUUCAAACAAAUCGUCAGGUUCUGACCCUGGAAAUGGGGAACAUGCUUCCAACUUUGUUAUUGAUGUCCUGGGAUCUGCUUUUGAAGCUGUUGGUCACUUUCUGGAGAAAGAAGACAUGGGUUCAUUUGCUGAAGCAGGAAACCCUGUGAUGGCACUAGCAGCAUUUUUGGCUGGUCUUGUGGAACAUGACGAUGCUGUUACUUCAUGUUGUAGUUCAUUGAGAGCUAUAUCAGAGAUAUCUCCUGCCCUUCUACUGGCAACUAGGCACUGUUUUAUUCUUCCAGAUCCACCAAGUGACCUCAAAAAUCUAACUUUCAGUGUCAGCCCUGCAAGCACAGGUGGUGAGCACCAAAAAGACAAUGAUGCGACUCCAAAUGCAAAUGGUACUGAUAAAGACAGCAAUAAGAAGGAAGAUAGUGCUUUAACUUUGAGAAAGCUGAAUGCUUCAUUCACUUCACAGAAAGAGCACCAGGAAUUAUCGAACACAAAGGGAUCAUGUGUUGAAAUUCCCCAAGUGGAGGCCAACACCAACAGUACUAAGGAUUUUGAUAAUCCAACUGAUAUGGUAGAGAAUAGUAGUGCAUCUGAUAAGAUGAGAGAUGAGUGUGAUUCCAUUUCACAUUCUGUUACUUCAAAUAAUACAAAUGAACCUAGUUCCAUAGCGUCCCAAGAAGCCAGUGCAGCAAGUACAGAGGACACUACUGGCCCGGAACGAGUAGAAGGGGACAAACUGAGUUCUGAAGAAUUACCAGCUGAUGUUUCACCUUCACAAGGAAAGGUAGAGACAAAGAAGAUUGAACAUGCGGCCUCGUCUAGCGUACAACACCACGAGUCCAACCAAACAGAAACUAGCAAUACUGAAGAACCUAACAGCAAUAAGAACAUUGCUGCCGACGGUGGUUCCAUCAUAAGGCUACAGCGAGCGGCAGGUACUGCCAUUUCAGCAGCUGCGGUGAAAGCUAAGCUCCUCGUGGAGCAGGAGGAGGAUCAUAUUCGACGACUAGCUGCACUUGUAAUCAAAAAGCAGUUUCAGAAGGUGGAAGCUAAAAUGUCGUUUUUCGCUGAACUUGAACAUUUGGUUUUGCGAGCGAGAGAAUUAACCAAAAAAAUCCGGAAGAAGCUUCUGAUGGAGCGGAUUGCGAUAAUUGCUGCCCGGAUGGCUGCAGUGUCAUCCAGGCCAAACCAACAUGGGGCUCCUGGAGCUAGAUUACCAGUAGGCUAUGCUGUGAGUCAGCAGCUUAGGCGGCCUUGAAGCCUAGAUGCUUUGCUGAUCCUCUGAUCCAACCUUCUAGAAGUAUAUAUAUGAUGUAGGGCUGGCUUUUGUAGUUGUGCUAAUCCACCUUGUAAAAAUCCAGUGUUACUGCUAGAAGCGUAACUUUUGGGUCAACCUAGGGUGUAGUUAUAACCCCUUGUUACUCAGCUUGUUGUCAUGCUAUGUUUAUAACAUAUAUAUGCUAGGAUUUGUGUAGGGAUGCAAUCUCACGAGUUAUGUGUUACACUGGUUUAAAGUCUAGGGUCGGUGCUCGUGUGCAUAUAUGGUGUCUGGGUUGCAUGAGAGAUGUUUUGAUGGUUAGCGAUGUGGCUCACGCUUUCUGAAGAAAUCCUGUGACGACUCGAAGUGGUGUACUGCAAUUCUGCCAAGAAAAAGAAGGUAGUGUCAUAGCUGAUUACUUUUUUUUUCCUUUCUUUUGUUUUUCCAAUGCGUGGGCGUGAAUUUUGAUCUUGCGACAAAACGAACUUGUCUUUGUAUGCGUGCAGUACUUGCUGAAACGAUGGGCUGUAUCUGAUGUUUGUGUGCUUGUAUACCAUGCCAUUCGAGUCGUUAUACCUUGGAGCUUGUGCGCUAUGAUCUUGUAAACCUGGUUGUAAAACUCCUUUAUUGAAUCAGCAGCAAAGGGAGCUUCA
Messenger RNA from Phragmites australis (common reed), 3363 nucleotides. RefSeq names its product SWI/SNF complex subunit SWI3D-like. NCBI's taxonomy places the organism in Eukaryota, Viridiplantae, Streptophyta, Magnoliopsida, Poales, Poaceae. The transcript has 7 exons. Gene Ontology annotation, molecular function: zinc ion binding; protein binding. The record is from RefSeq and is a predicted model, not a curated record. Bases 59 to 2710 code for a protein of 883 amino acids.